AAAUGAAUGUUUAUUUCUCGAAUUGCUUUGAUCCAGGUUUGAACAAAUUUCAUAAUUAACAAGAUUUUAUUCAUAUUAUUCACAUCAGUAAUUGUUGGUCAAAAGCAAAAUGGCAAAACCAGUGUUAUACUAUAUGCCAGUUAGUUCACCAUGUCGUACAGUUAUUGCCAUUGCUCGAAUGCUCGAUAUAGAUAUGGAAAUGAAAGUGAUGAAUUUGUUCGAGAAAGAACAUUUAUCACCAGAAUUUGUUCAAAUCAAUCCAUUCCAUAGGAUUCCAACAUUUGUCGAUGUUGAUGGUUUUGUUAUGGAUGAAUCACGAGCUAUCUGUAUGUAUUUGAUACAAAGCCGCCAACCGGAUUCCUCGUUAUAUCCACGCGAUGAUCUUAAAAUUCGCUCACAAAUUGAUCGUUGGAUUCAAUUUGAUAUUGGCUUUUAUCCAACCAUUUCAAUGCCAGUUUAUUCGGCACUGUUUGAUCGACCGCUAGAUCAAUCACAAUUGGAUCGAGCGAAAGAAACACUGAAAAUUUUGAAUGAUGUAAUGGCUGGAUUUUAUGGCCGAUUUAUUACCGGUUCCGAACAGAUUACUUUGGCUGAUGUAACCAUGUAUUUUACUUUUAACAUGAUGGAAAUCGCAUCUGAUUAUUAUGAUUUUGAUGAUUAUCCUCAUCUUAAAACAUGGUAUCAAAGAGUAAUGGAAUCAUUAAAACCAUAUGAUUCGGAUGGUAUGUUUGUCGAAGCAAUCGAAACUAUGAAACAAUAUGUACGACAAAAGAAAGCAACUGGUACCAGCAAUUGAUUGAUAUGUUAAGACAAAAUUUCAAGCAAGUUUUAGCAAUUUAAUCGUCACAAAAAAGAAUGAAAUUCAUUUUUAAAA
This is a messenger RNA of Dermatophagoides pteronyssinus (European house dust mite), 874 nucleotides long. RefSeq lists its product as uncharacterized. Gene Ontology annotation, molecular function: glutathione transferase activity. The record is from RefSeq and is a predicted model, not a curated record. Gene Ontology annotation, biological process: glutathione metabolic process. Lineage: Eukaryota; Metazoa; Arthropoda; Arachnida; Sarcoptiformes; Pyroglyphidae.